This is a messenger RNA of Conger conger (European conger), 2705 nucleotides long. It is a transcript of the gene cldc1, whose product is annotated as C-type lectin domain containing 1. Bases 618 to 1400 code for a protein of 260 amino acids. NCBI's taxonomy places the organism in Eukaryota, Metazoa, Chordata, Actinopteri, Anguilliformes, Congridae. The transcript is spliced from 6 exons. The record is from RefSeq and is a predicted model, not a curated record.
CGUGGGAUUUUUGCUGUUUCCAUGGUUCUCUUGUUGACAUUUUCUGUCUGUUCCUCCCUGCUUCAUUUCUCUUGGGGCAAUUCGGGUAGCAGUUCACUCUUAUAAUGACCUGCCUUGUAGGGAUCUGCCUGUUUUUUUCUCCAGGCAUUUUCUCCAGGCACCCAUCUCCCUCCCCCUCUCUCUCUCUCCGAACAUCCCCUCCUCCCCCCUAACCCUCUGGGCAGGAAUAUGCAUAUAACAAACGCAAACACACACACACACAGACACGCAUGCAGAGAGAGAAAGAGAGGGAGAGAGUGAGAGAGCAAUGCGAUUCGAAACUCAGGGCUGAAGAAAGACAGGGUAGCCUACUGCCAGUGAAAGACAAGAAGAAUAUAAAAAUAGCAGGAAAAAUGCAGAAAUGAAAGAAACAUCUAAAAUAAUACAUGUAUCUGAACAAAACUAUUUUGAAGAAUCCUAAACAAUAAGAUAUCAUGGUAUGUUUGGUGUUUUCACUGCAAAUCUUUUCCUGGCGCAAUAGUAAUUAGCUCAAACUGGCGGUAGCUAUUAAACAAGUAUAGCCAACAGCAGCAUACGGGUAUUCAGGUUUUCUGUGGUACAAAAUCAACACCUUGGCCAUGGAGAAUACAGAGAACUACACCAGUCUACAGGAGUUCACCGAGGACACCUCCUCCCAAGGAAACAGACCGAUUCUCUGCAAAGCAGACGACAGACAAGAUGUCCAGGGGGCGACCUGCAGGAGGAGACAGACUGUCCUUCUCAUCGUUGCCCUGCUGGUUUCCAUCAGCGCCAACAUUGCUCUUGGCGUUCUCUUAUAUAACGGCUCCAGCAGCGGCACAGGCUCACAGGUUGUAGUGGGCGAAACCAAGGCCACGGUUCAGACGUACACCACUCUGCCCAGCCGCUACUCCCAGCUCUGCCGGGACUACACUGACCUGGCGAUGAACUGCACACAUCCCGGGGGCACAGUGAGACGGUGCCUGCCGUGUCCGCACUCCUGGCUGCAGUCAGAAGGCAGGUGCUACUAUUUCAGCUCAGACAAGCUGGACUGGGAGGAAAGCCAAAAAAGUUGCGAGGCCAUGGGCAGCCAUCUUACCGUCCUGCACAGCCACAAGCAGCACGAAUUUGUGGAAAAAGAGGCAAGGAGGCAGGGCGGUUUUGACUACCACUUCUGGAUUGGCCUGAGGGACAGAGAGACGGAGGGCGUGUGGAAAUGGGUGGACAACACAACACUCAAUGCCACAUACUGGGAUCUGUCGGAGCCUGAUAACCACCUUUCCGGUGGUAUCCAUGGUGAGGAUUGUGCAGUCGUAAACGCACAUUUCCGAUCGUGGUUUGAUGUGCCGUGCAAUUUCAUCUACAGAUGGAUCUGCGAGACGGAGGCCCUAGAUAUCAACUGAUUGGAUUUUACCAUGAGUCUAUGAAUAAACAUGCUCAACAGUAAACAUGAAGGAUGAUAAUGGCCAAUGUUAAAGAUUUGAUACACAUUGAAGUCAUGCAACCUGUGAUGAGAGAUUGAUUUGAUACAUGGAGAUAGUAAAAGUAUUUUUCGUAUGGUGACAAAAUGCUAGAUUGACACAGGAGACUUCAUUUCAAAAUCAGAGAGAAAAUGAGUAAAUGUGAUAAUCUGCAGAUAAAUAAUAAUCUGGAUUUAAUCUAAAAUUAACAUUUUAAAUUAACAAUCCAGUUAUUUGUUUCCAUCUUUAGGUAAGCUAAUAUGAAGAGUGAAUGCAUAGUACCUUGUAUGACCUUGAAACUUAUUCCAAAGGUUCACAGAGCAAUGUAUCAAAUUAACUAGAAAUAAUUCAUAUCUGUCAUUAAAUGUGUCCUUUUCAGAACUGACUUCUGGAAUAAUGCAAGAUUUUUGUUCAUAGACCAGUAUUUUAAUAUAAAUAAUGACCCUACCUUAGAGCUAUUGACCCUGGCAAAAAAUCCCCAGAAGUAAAUUCAGUUUUAUAUAAAUACAAUGGUAUAUUAAGCAAGCUGCAUCAGGUUUUUGCAGUUUCUUCUGCUGUACCUCCACUGCAGCAACGUAAAUUGUAAAUUGGUGCCAUGGAUCCCAAGCAAUGGUGUGCUUCAUUUAAUUGGGCUGCCCUUGGUGUAAUAUCCUGUGUUCUGUCUGUUUGUUUAUUCUGUGUUUUUGUAACUUUAUUCUUUUUCAUAUUCAUGCCUGGUUAACAAUUCAUUGUUCAUUGCACUUGUCUUCCCCUGCAAUGUCUGUGUCUAUGUAGUUCUGAGCCGAAGUCACUACCCUGUCUGCGUGAUACACUAUUCGGUGUUUUCAGAAUUUUCCGGUUUCCCACAAUUCCUUCUCCGUCUCGCCCUCACACCCGUGCCCUGCCUAGUUCGUCUCACUCCUCUGCGUAUUUUAACCCCAGUCUCAGUCUUCACCUCUGUCAGAACGUUGAUCAUAAUUUCAGUGCUGAUCGUUUGUAAGCCAGUUAUUUUUUUGAUUCCUGAGACGCCCUUUUGCCUGACUUCAAGUUUGCUUAUUCCCUUCUGUUUUGGUUGCCUGUGCUUUUUGGUUUUUGUUCCUUGCUUCGUUUACGACUCUCCCUGUGCCUACUCCUCUGUGCCUUUCCGAUCUCCUGGAUUUCAACCUGUGGAUUGUUUUUUGACUUCCCUUUUGCUUCUCGAUUUGGCACUGCGUAUAUUGGAUUACCUGGCUUUUACCCUCGGACUGAAUAAAGACAACGUUUUUGUAA